AUGGAGCUUCUGUUUGCCGUGCCUAAGACAGUGCGUCAGCCAUUUGCAGUGAUCGUGGAAGCGAAUGUGGCUCAACUACUACAUCAAUCACCCAUCAACAAACAGGUAUCACCUCAAACGCGUCGUCGCUUUGUUGCUUGGCUUGCCGAACACGUGCUCAAACGACACCCAUCUAAGGUUCCUCGAGACCUACUUCGCGUCCAACUCCGUCACGUCAUUGCCGGCUACUUUGCCGAGACAGAUGACGUCUUAAGACUUGUAACCGUGCAGCCCACCCUUGACACUGAAAUACAACUUGAUGCCGAAAAACAGCAUGAGCUGGCGAUCAAAGAACUGGAGGAACUGGAGGCGACCUACAGCAUCAUAAUAUCACCCGAACACAAAUCUGCCAGCGCUUCAUCCUUCUGGACUGAUGCCACCGACGCAAAACCAGGAAAACUCAGCUUUUGGCAGACCUUAAAAAAUCACGUCCACGACACGCCCUCAUUAACCACCCAACCACCCAACUAG
Molecule: messenger RNA, 510 nt
Organism: Gregarina niphandrodes
Lineage: Eukaryota; Apicomplexa; Conoidasida; Eugregarinorida; Gregarinidae
Exons: 1
Coding region: 1-510 (169 amino acids)
Source: RefSeq, a predicted model, not a curated record